AUGACGACUGCCGUAAAGCCAGAAGACACCGAUACGGUCCAGCUUGACGAAACAGAUGAGAGGAAGGGUCCUACGAUCACGACGAAAUCCUUACCAUCAACUGAAGGCGUCGAGAUCACCCGUCUACCUACGGAAGAUAAUCUUCAGCUGCUGACCAGCAGUGGACCAAAAUCGACGUUUCAUAUCUACGACAAGCACGGGUGUCACAAGUGUAUCUCACCAAUCCUUGACCCUGUGCUGGAACAGCGUUCUGGCCCUACCGUUAAGCAGCAGAAAGCGAAACAUAAAGAGCGGAAGGAACGUCAAGACGCCGGUCUUCCUCGUGUCGAACCAGACAACAAUGCCUUCUUCCUACACCGACCGUAUCUUGCCUUCCAUGUGCCGCCCCGUGUUCUUUACAUGGGCAACAGCAAGCGCAUGGCACAACCUGCUGUUCUAGUACACGAGGGCUGUUGGUGGAAGGAGUAUAAGCUCCAGCUACUUCCAUCUAUACCCGACAUAAUCGACCCACGUGGGGUAGUUGCAUGGCGACACAAUGGAGGUGACAAGAAAGCGCUCAAGCUUGACGAUCACAAGUUCAAAGGCUAUAGAGUCCGAACAUGGAGACUGUGGGGUGAGACGGGUAAAGACUACGUACACUCUGUAAAAGGCAUACGCCAAACUGGCGACGGUAUGGAUCCUGAUGUGGCUAAAGACUCCAGCGUCAAGUCGGGAGAGCCUGCGAUGGCCAACGAGGUAGUGUACCUGCGGUGGAAAAACCCUCUAUCCCGUCACACAAGAUGCUAUCACUUCCACUAUGCAGGCAUCGACUUCUUCUGGAAAGGAACAGGUUCUGUCCAGGAAUCUCGAACCUGUGGGUUCAUGUUGCGCUUCAACCACCUGAAGCUAGUAGCCAAGUUACCAGUCACUGAGAAGAAGGAAGAAAUGCAAGUUGAGGUAUGUUUGGGAACAUACACGUCAUCCGUUGCGGCUAGGAAAAGUGGUAUUCUGGAGUUCUUUGAUGCCGUUAUCUUGCGAUUGAUUGACGAGUUCGCGCCAUCUAUGCUAGCUCGGCCAGAAGAAGAAUGUGAUGAGAAAGAGCAAGAUGUAGCAAGGAUUUCUCGGAUGAAGAGGAGCACGCUGUAUCAAGUAUUCGUCGCUACUGCCAUGUGCAUGAUCAAAAGCGAAAAGGAAAAGAGACACACUUUGCUGGAUCUGAUAAUUGCCGGUAUUACUGAGGGUGGUGGUGCAGGUGGGUGA
Alternaria arborescens is the source of this 1239-nucleotide messenger RNA. RefSeq lists its product as hypothetical. NCBI's taxonomy places the organism in Eukaryota, Fungi, Ascomycota, Dothideomycetes, Pleosporales, Pleosporaceae. The coding region runs from base 1 to 1239 and encodes 412 amino acids. The transcript is spliced from 2 exons. The record is from RefSeq and is a predicted model, not a curated record.